Molecule: messenger RNA, 3363 nt
Organism: Carassius carassius (crucian carp)
Lineage: Eukaryota; Metazoa; Chordata; Actinopteri; Cypriniformes; Cyprinidae
Product: protein kinase C beta type-like
Exons: 17
Coding region: 39-2171 (710 amino acids)
Biological process (GO): protein phosphorylation
Molecular function (GO): ATP binding; zinc ion binding; diacylglycerol-dependent serine/threonine kinase activity
Source: RefSeq, a predicted model, not a curated record
GAAGCACCGCUGCUCUCCACAGUCAGCUGGGGAGAGGCAUGCGUGUGCGCGCGCGCGUGCCGACCAACCGGGAAGCGAAGCGAAAGCCGAGCAAAGACCCCGUACAACGGCGCAGGCGACAAGUCGAGGAGAUUUCUACCCACUACAUCCAUUCUGUCCCCAUCAUGGCCGACCCAGCGGAUGCGGAGGGCGCGGGGGGCGCACGAGGCUUCGCCAGGCAGGGCGCGCUGAGGCAGAAGAACGUACACGAAGUGAAGAACCACAAGUUCACCGCGCGCUUCUUCAAGCAGCCGACCUUCUGCAGCCACUGCACCGACUUCAUCUGGGGUUUCGGCAAGCAAGGCUUCCAGUGUCAAGUAUGCGGUUUUGUGGUCCACAAACGCUGCCAUGAGUUUGUUGCUUUCUCCUGCCCUGGGGCAGACAAGGGCCCAGCAUCAGAUGACCCUCGCAGUAAGCAUAAGUUCAAGGUACACACAUACUCCAGCCCCACAUUCUGUGACCACUGUGGAUCUCUACUGUACGGGCUCAUACACCAGGGGAUGAAAUGCGACACUUGUAUGAUGAAUAUUCAUAAACGAUGCGUGGAAAAUGUUCCCAGUCUGUGUGGAACAGACCACACCGAGAGGAGAGGACGGCUGCAUCUCAGUGCUAGUAUCACAAAUAAUGUUCUCACCGUGACCGUCAAGGAGGCUCGUAACUUGGUGCCAAUGGAUCCAAACGGUCUGUCAGAUCCAUAUGUGAAGCUUAAAUUAAUUCCAGACCCAAAGAACGAGAGCAAGCAGAAGACAAAAACCAUCAAGUGCUCCCUCAAUCCUACCUGGGACGAACUCUUCAACUUUAACCUCAAAGAUACAGAUAAAGACAGGCGUUUAUCAGUGGAGGUGUGGGAUUGGGAUCUGACCAGCAGAAAUGACUUCAUGGGGUCCAUGUCUUUUGGCAUCUCUGAGCUGCAGAAACAAGGUGUCAGCAGUUGGUUUAAGUUGCUAGGCCAAGAGGAAGGGGAGUAUUUCAAUGUUCCAGUUCCACCCGAUGGAGAGGAGGGUAAUGAAGAACUGCGGCAGAAAUUUGAGAGAGCCAAGAUUGGGCCUGGCACUAAGAAUACAGAUGGCUCUUCAAAGAAUGACAUCUCUAAAUAUGAUGCUAAUGGCAACAAAGACCGCAUGAAGCUCUCAGACUUCAAUUUCAUCAUGGUGCUGGGCAAAGGCAGCUUUGGCAAAGUGAUGCUUGCCGAACGUAAAGGCUCAGAUGAGCUGUAUGCAGUGAAGAUCUUGAAGAAGGAUGUGGUCAUUCAGGACGAUGAUGUGGAAUGUACUAUGGUGGAAAAGAGAGUUCUCGCUCUCUCUGGCAAACCGCCCUUCCUCACCCACCUCCACUCGUGCUUUCAGACCAUGGAUCGUCUUUACUUUGUGAUGGAGUUUAUCAACGGUGGAGAUUUGAUGUAUCAAAUACAACAAGUGGGAAAAUUUAAGGAACCCCAUGCUGUGUUCUAUGCUGCAGAAAUUGCCAUCGGCUUGUUCUUUCUUCAUUCAAAGGGGAUUAUAUACAGAGAUCUGAAGCUGGAUAAUGUGAUGCUGGAUGCUGAAGGCCACAUUAAGAUUGCAGAUUUUGGAAUGUGCAAAGAGAACAUGUUUGAUGGGGCCACAACCAAAACCUUCUGUGGCACUCCAGACUACAUUGCCCCAGAGAUCAUUGCAUAUCAACCGUAUGGCAAGUCUGUCGACUGGUGGGCGUAUGGAGUUCUACUGUAUGAAAUGCUGGCAGGACAGCCCCCUUUUGAUGGUGAGGAUGAAGAUGAGCUUUUCCAGUCCAUCAUGGAGCAUCAUGUGUCUUACCCGAAAUCCAUGUCCAAAGAAGCAGUGGCCAUAUGCAAAGGGCUGAUGACCAAGCAUCCAGGGAAGCGCCUGGGCUGUGGACCAGAGGGAGAACGAGACAUUAAAGAACACGCUUUCUUCCGCUACAUGGACUGGGAAAAACUGCAAAGCAAGGAAGUUCAACCCCCCUUCAAACCCAAAGCAUGCGGUCGAGACGCAGAGAACUUUGAUCGUUUUUUCACCCGCCAUCCUCCCGUCCUGACCCCUCCUGACCAAGAAGUGAUUCAAAACCUGGACCAAGAAGAAUUUCAGGGCUUCUCGUUCAUUAAUAAAAAAUUUGUAUCUGUGAAAUCCAAGUAGCCAGUUUUAGCCAAGCUCAAAAUAGGGACCAAUAAGAUUACACGUCUUGAAAUCACAUAGCCUGGAUGAGCCAAUGAGACAGAUUGGUGGAGGAAUGGAGGUAAUUUCAAUCCAAAUUGUUCCUUCCAGUUUACUAUUUCUUUACUAUUUCUUAUUUGAUUAAAAGGAUCUAGGAAAGAGAUUGACUAACUUUGUAAAUUAACCUCUAAAGAGACACAGCUUUGCGAGAUUUCCACUAUUUGAUUCUUGUUAUAUCAUAGACUGUGGUGUUAUUGGUUUAAAAAAAAAUCAACAACAACAACAACAACAACAAAAAAAACAAGAGUAUCUGGAUAAAUCCAGUGUCCUGGUCACAUCUCACCCCUUAAUAAUAAUAAUAAAAUAAAUGUAGAUUUUUUAUUUUUUACUGACAUUAUUGUCAUAAUUAAAAUACUAUAAUGACAAUUUACUGAGAAUCAGACAAAAAAUAUGAUAAUGUCUCAAUGCAGAAACAUUGUAAUGGUUUUAAAAAUAUGCUUAAUUUUAUUUAUUAUAAAUGUUUCCUAUUAUUUUUGUUUUCAUUUUGGGGUGAAAUGUUACCUACACAUGCCCUAGAGGUUUUAAAGGGAUAGUUCAUCCAAAAAUGUAUCUGCUUACCCCCAGGGCAUCCCAAGAUGUAGGUGACUUUGAUUCUUCAGUUAAUCACUAAUUGUGACUUCAGCCGUUGCAGUCUCUCGUACAAUGGAUGGCAAUGGUAACAGAAUCAAUGAGAGUAAAAAAAACAUGCACAGACAAAUCCAAAUUAAACCCUGCGGCUCAUGAUGAUUGGUCUGUGCAAGAAACUGAACAGUAUUCAUAUAGUUUUUUUUUUACCUUUGAUUCGCGCAAUGUCUGAACUGUUAGCAGCAAGCGUGUGAGACAUAUUCUUCUUCUUGCUUGCUUUAUGGCGGAUCGCAGACUUAUAAGUGCAUUACCGCCACCUAUCUCUCAAAUGGACCAUUGACACUCUAUCUACAAUCUCAAUUAGGAGUGACAAUGGUCCACUUGAGAGAUAGGUGGCGGUAAUGAAUUUAUAAGUCUGCGAUCCGCCAUAAAGCAAGCAGAAGAAGAUGAUACCUCUCAGGGACCUGCUGCUGUGAAGUGCGUUCACAAGAGUUCUAACAGUUCAGACACUGCGUGAAUCAGAGGAAAAAAAAAAGUUAUAAAUACUGUU